Molecule: messenger RNA, 1445 nt
Organism: Lytechinus pictus (painted urchin)
Lineage: Eukaryota; Metazoa; Echinodermata; Echinoidea; Temnopleuroida; Toxopneustidae
Product: PHD finger protein 24-like
Exons: 9
Coding region: 36-1232 (398 amino acids)
Molecular function (GO): calcium ion binding
Source: RefSeq, a predicted model, not a curated record
AUCCUGUCGAUUCUUAGUCUUACCAAAAGAUCAAGAUGGGAAACGCAGUUAUGAAGUAUAGGAAAGAAAGGAUACAAAAGAGAGCACAGCAGGCAGGCAGGAUUGGUUUGAUAGCAAAUGUUUUCUUAUCUGCUGGCAAAAAGGGAGCUGCACCAAUCAAAGCUGCUGGAGCAACGCCUUUUGACACGGGACAAAGUAGGCAGCAAGACGGGACUACAACAAGCAGCACGACUGCAACUGAAAGCCAGAGACAGAGUGACACGGCAAAAGGAAACGCCACACUGCCCACAGGCACAAUUCCAUCAUGGAUGAGACCUUUUCAAAAAAUGAACAGGCAUUCUGAUGAGCCGAAAGAAACAACACAGAUAUCAUACAACGGACAGCGUUCAGAGAGACAGGCAGAACGUCAGAAACUUGCCCUUGAAGAAGCUAAAUUUGGCACGGCACCAGCCAACCUAGAAUACGAAUCCAUGCUUGAAUCUGACAUUGAUGUGAACUGUGCGCUAUGCAACAUGGUGAAGAAUGACGUCAUCCAUGAGUGCAGGAUCUGUGGGAGGUGUUCGCAUCAGAAAUGCCUUGAAUCUGGUGGCUACUGCUGUGAUGUCAAUUUUGCCACGGCCUUGAAGAACUCGGAAGAAGAGGUCGGAUGGAGCUGCUCAGAAUGUGAGUCCAUUGGAAACCUUAUUACACUGGUUGAGAUGGAUGGACUAAUGGAAAAGUUUGACAGAUAUGACAGAGAUGAAGAUUCGAAGAUAUCUUGGGCAGAUUACCGAGCAGUAGAGACAUCAUCAGCUACUGAAAGUAACGCAAAGGAAAAGUUCUUUCAGUAUGAUACUGAUGGAGACGGCAUUGUUUCCUGGGAAGACUAUUUACUUGUUGAAGCUCUUGAUAUUCUGGAAAAACAACCUCAGGUUCAACUGAUGAUGUUCCUAGUGCCAAAGGAGAUAGAGCGCAUUAAGAAUUGUUUCAGGAUGAAGGAUGAUCAUAACACAGGAGUCAUCUCCGUAGCUGCAGCAGCCGAGGCUUAUUCAAACUGGCUCACUGCCCAAGGGUUAGAGUCAAGUCAAGAGGGAAGAAAUGUUCAAGAACAAAUGUACAAUCCAUCAAAUAAACGAAAGUUGAUUUCUUGGGAGAGGUUUAUCCGACAACACGCCCUAGCCAUCUUGAGUGCUCGGCCCAACACAGCAACUAUCACCCCUUAUAUUAGGGGUCACCCCAGUACAGGAUUAUAGGUUGUAUUUGCUCAAUUUUCUUUCCAUGCUAUAAACCUUGAUUCUGCUUCCAGGGAGUUGUAUGUGAUCUCACUACCAACUCCCUAGCUGGUGCUUCUGACCAGGAGAUCUUGAUUAUGACCACUUCAAACUAUGAUACUGAAAUAUAAAUCGAAUUAAUUUCGGACUUAGAAUCUGAUUUGUUUUAUAUUUAGUGUAUUUGUUUGUAAUGAA